Chelmon rostratus (copperband butterflyfish) is the source of this 864-nucleotide messenger RNA. It is a transcript of the gene fcf1, whose product is annotated as FCF1 rRNA-processing protein. The transcript is spliced from 8 exons. Lineage: Eukaryota; Metazoa; Chordata; Actinopteri; Chaetodontiformes; Chaetodontidae. Gene Ontology annotation, cellular component: small-subunit processome; nucleolus. The record is from RefSeq and is a predicted model, not a curated record. The coding region runs from base 74 to 667 and encodes 197 amino acids.
UCGCAUCGAUACACGAGGGCAAGGGGAGAAAGUACCACACAGCUAAUGAGAUCUGUUUUCUCCAAUUUUAAACAUGGGGAAGCAGAAAACAAAGAAGUUUGCGGCGAUGAAGAGAAUGAUUAAUCUGAAAGAUCAAAGAAUAAAAGAGAAAGACCGUGCUAAAGCAAAAGAGAAAAAGAAGAAAGAUCCAUCUGAGCUUAAGGAGAGAGAAGUACCAAAGCACCCAUCAUGCAUGUUCUUCCAGUACAACACUCAGCUUGGUCCACCAUACCACAUUCUAGUCGACACCAAUUUCAUCAACUUCUCCAUCAAGGCCAAACUGGACAUUGUUCAGUCUAUGAUGGACUGCCUGUAUGCAAAAUGUAUCCCACAUAUCACUGACUGCGUGAUGGCUGAGAUUGAAAAGCUUGGAAUGAAGUACAGAGUUGCACUCAGGAUAGCCAAGGAUCCGAGGUUUGAGCGCCUGCCAUGCACACACAAGGGAACGUAUGCCGAUGACUGUUUAGUCCAAAGGGUAACGCAGCACAAGUGUUACAUCCUGGCUACUGUGGACAGAGAUCUAAAGAGAAGGGUCAGGAAGAUCCCCGGGGUGCCCAUCAUGUACAUCUCAAACCACAGGUACAAUAUUGAACGGAUGCCUGAUGACUAUGGUGCCCCAAGGUUUUAAUAUUUCUACAACUGAGCCAGAACUGUAAAUAGACCUGUUUCCCGUUUAAUAUUGCUUUUCUUUAUAUACAAACUAUUGUGAGGGUUUGAAGUUUGAUUUGGUGAGGAUGGGGUGUGAUUUAACUGCAAAAUACUUUUUAAGUUUUGUGGUUCUUACAAAACAUUUUGUUACAAGAAUAAAUUAAUUGUUGCAAUGCA